AUGAAGCUAGGGGACAAGGAAAAAGAAAUAGAAUUUUUGGUGGAUACAGAGGCAACAUAUUCAGUUUUAAAUAAAGCUUUAAUGCCUGUAGGGGAUGACUAUAUUGUGGUACAUGGAGCAACUGGCCAAUCUGAAAAAGCUUAUUUUUGUAAGCCAUUGAAAUAUAAAAUUGGGAAACAAUGGGGUAUUCACAAGUUUUUAUAUUUACCCAAUUCUCCAAAGGCUCUCUUGGGAAGAGAUUUAUUAGAACAAUUACAAGCAACCAUUAUUUUUAGGAAUGGGGAAGUUAUUCUGGAGGUAAAUGACCAACAGUAUGUAGAAAUACUGAGCCUAAUAUUAACAACCAAAGACCCUGUAGAGGAAAUCAGGGAAGAGAUAAUGGGCCAAGUGUUCCCAGGAGUCUGGGCCACAGAUGUACCUGGAAGAGCCAAAAAUGCAACCCCAAUACAGAUCAAACUCAAAGAAGGGAGACAACCAGUUAGAAUUAAACAGUACCCCCUUAAAAGGGAAGACAGGGAAGGAAUUGGCCCGAUAAUUGAAAAAUUCUUGCAGUUGGGAUUACUAAAAGAGUGCCAGUCUGAUUUCAAUACUCCUAUCUUGCCUGUCCGUAAACCUGAUGGGUCUUACCAGGUGGUACAGGAUUUACGGGCUGUUAACAAGAUAACCGAGGACCUCUAUCCUGUGGUGGCAAACCCUUACACUCUGCUAACAUGUUUAACACCAGAGCUAACUUGCUUUACCGUUUUAGAUCUAAAGGAUGCCUUCUUUUGCCUCCCUCUCCAUGAAGCCAGCCAGAAAAUUUUUGCAUUCGAAUGGGAAAGCCCUAAGAGGGGGCGCAAAACCCAGCUCACGUGGACGGUGUUGCCUCAGGGAUUUAAGAGCAGCCCCACCCUGUUUGGAGAACAGCUCGCAAAAGACAUAGAGUCCUGGGAAGCCCCACCAGGAGAAGGGAAGCUAUUGCAGUACAUGGAUGAUCUCCUAAUAGCUACCCGAACAGAGGAAGCUUGCACAGCCUGGACGGUAAGCCUUUUAAACUUCCUGGGACUCCAAGGGUACAGGGUAUCCAAGAAAAAGGCUCAGGUGGUGAAACAAAAAGUGAUCUAUCUGCUAUCUGGGCUAUGA
This is a messenger RNA of Corvus hawaiiensis (hawaiian crow), 1122 nucleotides long. RefSeq lists its product as uncharacterized. Bases 1 to 1122 code for a protein of 373 amino acids. Gene Ontology annotation, biological process: proteolysis. Gene Ontology annotation, molecular function: aspartic-type endopeptidase activity. The transcript has a single exon. NCBI's taxonomy places the organism in Eukaryota, Metazoa, Chordata, Aves, Passeriformes, Corvidae. The record is from RefSeq and is a predicted model, not a curated record.